This is a messenger RNA of Aspergillus clavatus NRRL 1, 1728 nucleotides long. Its product is annotated as CAIB/BAIF family enzyme. Gene Ontology annotation, molecular function: catalytic activity. NCBI's taxonomy places the organism in Eukaryota, Fungi, Ascomycota, Eurotiomycetes, Eurotiales, Aspergillaceae. The transcript is spliced from 4 exons. Bases 1 to 1728 code for a protein of 575 amino acids. The record is from RefSeq and is a predicted model, not a curated record.
AUGACGCAUACAGAGACCGGGAAGAGAUACUCACCUGUCCAAGAGGCAGGCCGAAUCUUUUCGUAUCUCUGUGACCAAGCCGAACGACUCAGCCUGCCGCCCCAGAUCGCGGAGCACAAAGAUGCUGUGUCGUUUUCAUCCUCCCACGACGAGAUCUACUACCCGAUUCCGUUCAAGGAGACAGAGACUUUGGCCGCAUUGAAGGGUAUCGAAGGCGCCGUAGCAGGCGCAAUUGCGGAUCUGAGAUAUGGCGAAUCGCAACAGAAUCGGAAUGUCAAGAUCAAUCUGGAAAAGGCGACGGCUUUCGGAUGCCAGGCUUACAUGGCCAAGGUGGAUGGACUCUCCAAGUUGGACCUGGCCGUCAAGUCGAAGAUCAAGGACACCGAUCUGCUCGCGGCGCAAUCCGAUGGCUAUCGUCGGAUGUCCGCCAAUCUCUACAAAACUAAGAACGAGGGUGAAUUCUUUCAUAUUCAUGGCUCGCUUGAGGCUACCACAACCCUCAACAUGAUUGGCCUGGAAGGCCAACGGCCCGACCUGACGGAUUACGAGGAGGUCAUCAAGGUCAUCGAGAGCCAUGUGCAGAAAUACAGCGCUGCGGAGCUGGAGGAGAUGAAUAGGGAGAGGAGACAGGCUGGUGUCACGGCCUUCAAAUACGAAGACUUUAUCAACACUCCACAUGGCAAACUUAACGUGCAGGAGCCCCCAUGGAAGGUGAAGCGUCUCAGAAGUGACCUACCCCCGACUCCCUUCCCUGCUAGCCGCAGUGGAAGUAAAAGGGUCCUUGAAGGAGUCAAAGUCUUGGAGCUCUGCCGUAUCAUUGCGGGCCCAACAGUCACGCGCAUUUUGGCCGAAUAUGGCGCAGAUAUUCUAAAGAUCACUAGCCCCAAUCUUUCCGACGUUCCCUUCUUCCAAGUUGAUGGUAAUAUGGGCAAGCACGCUGCGGAUCUGGACCUGAAGACUGAGGAAGGACGCCGUCAAUUCGAAGUACUUGUUGCGGACGCGGACGUCAUUAUUGAUGGUUACCGUCCCGGUGCAUUGGAGAAGCUCGGUUACGGACCUGACGCUAUGGCCCUCUUGGCAGAGAAACGUGGCAAGGGUAUUGUUUACGUGAACGAGAACUGCUUUGGCUAUGAAGGAGAAUGGGCUGGCCGGCCAGGCUGGCAGCAGAUUGCAGACUGUGUGACUGGUGUUGCAUGGGCCCAAGGGCAAUUUAUGGGCCUGUCCACCCCAGUGGUCCCUCCCUUCCCUAUUUCCGAUUACGGCACAGGUUGCAUGGCUGCUGUUGCCGCACUCACUGGUCUCUAUCACAGAGCCAAGACUGGCGGUUCCUACCAUGGCAUGGCUUCGUUGAUGCACUAUGACCUCUUGCUCUUCGCCGUGGGCAAAUACUCGGACGCUGUUCAGGAGAAGAUGCGGGCAGCCCAACCUGCAGAGUUCUUCAAGCUGCGUCACUGUGACAGCGUAGAUCGCAUUUCCUCGACAGUCCUGAAGAUCAUGCACUCGCGGUUCCCACAUCUCUAUGUGGCCCCAGAUAGCGAAUCUGCACAGGAGGCGCUCACCGAGAAGUGGUUCUCCAAGGCGUACAACGCCGACAUCGAGGUUGUUCGACCCAUCGCGGAGAUUGACGGCGUAGACAACAGUUUUGUUCGAGCCAGUCGACCCAAUGGCGCGGACCGCGCCAGCUGGGAGGAUUUCAACCUACCCGAGGAGGACCACAAGAAGGCUUGA